GUCCAGUGAAACUCGUAUAUAAGUCCAGCACUCCCAAGAUCAAGUUUAUUGUUGUGUCUCGAAUAUCACUCCGGAAAAUAUAUCAUCAUGGCAAAGGGUCUGGUAAGUGUGCCUUCGAAGGCGAAGGCGGCAAGCAAGAACAAACAAGUGAAGGCUGCACCACCAAGAGCUCUGCCAGUGACAUUGCUCUCGGGCUUCCUGGGGAGUGGGAAGACUACGUUACUGCAGCAUAUCCUCAAAAGCGAUCAUGGCCUUCGAAUCGCUGUGAUCGUCAAUGAUAUUGGAGCAAUCAAUGUCGACGCAUCUCUCAUCAAGAAGAACUUCCGCAAGACCAAGGAGAAAGUGGUCCAACUCCAAAACGGCUGCAUCUGCUGCACGCUUCGCGGAGAUCUGCUUGAAGAGCUGGUGUAUCUGUCCGAACUCGGAGAGUUUGACUAUGUCAUUGUCGAGAGCAGUGGCAUCAGCGAGCCCCAACAAGUUGCUGAGACCUUCGACUCUGAACUCGCCUCUAGAAUGGCCGAAUUGGGCAGUGGAGACGAUGCAUUGGAUGAGAGCAUGAAGAAAGUCCUCACAAGAAUAGCCAAUGCCGGUGGUGUCGGAAAGUUUGCCCACAUUGACACUUGCGUUACAGUCAUUGAUGCCUUCGAGAUUCUGAAUGACUUCAACACUGACCAACUCAUAUCUGCGACUCGUAACGACGUGACGAAAGAGGACGAGAGGACAGUCUCGGAUCUCAUGAUCGACCAGAUUGAGUUUGCAGAUGUAAUUGUUCUGAACAAGAUAGAUAUGGUCGACGAAGCAACCCAACGUCGUAUCAUUGAUCUAGUUUCAACGCUAAAUCGCAACGCAAAAGUGAUUAAGUCAAGUUACGGCAAGCUUGACGUCAAUCAGAUUGUGAACACAAAGCUGUUCAACCUCGAGCGAGCUCAGAUCGGCUUUGGGUGGCUUCAGGACUUGCAUGAAAUGACGUUGCGAGAGGUCAACGGCCGCAUGAAAGUAACACCAAAACCAGAAACAGAGGAAUACAACGUGCGAAACUUCGUCUACACGAGAUCACGUCCCUUCCAUCCGCGAAGACUCUGGAAACUCCUCUACGACAAAUUCAUUCUGCAGAUGCAACACGAGGACGACGAAGAAGACAGCAUGGAUGAAGACGAUGAGACCGACGAAGAAGACGAGGACGAUACUGACGUCGACAUGGAAGACGAAGACGAAGAUCCCCUGAACCCACCCUCCAACCAAGAAAUCCUAGCAAACAAGAGCUCCAACCCCAUCAUCAGCCGCCUCUUCCGCUCCAAAGGCGAAUUUUUCCUCGCCACUCGCCCUCACCGCGCAGGCGAGUGGUCGCAAGCCGGCGCCAUGCUGACACUCAUCGGUGGCCGGCCUUGGUUUUGCACGUUGCCAGAAGAGGACUACAUCACGGGCAACAAGGAGAUCGAUGCGCUGGUGCUGCACGACAUCAAGAAGGGCGGCGAGUGGGGAGACCGUCGACAGGAGUUAGUCUUCAUUGGUGAAAACCUGGACAUCAAGGGGAUUUCGGGAUUGCUUGACGAGUGUCUACUGAACGAUGAGGAGUGGGAGGCUUGGGUUGAGGUCAUGAGUGAUUCUGAGUUGGAGAGCAAUGAGGCAAGGAUGGAGGCUCUGGAGCAGUUAUUUGAUGAUGGGUUUCCGGAUUGGCCCGAGGAUCACGAUCAUGACUCUGAGCAUUGAACUGACGAUCAUUUAAUAAAUAUUAGGAGCCAGUCCGUAGAGAUAUUUAUAUAUAAUCUCGUUAACAAUCACUUCCUUUUGCUCCAGAGUCUAAUUUCAUUACACGGCAGCUACGGUCGCGGUAUGAAUUAUAACUACGAAUAUGGUAGGGCAAUUUGGUCUCUUUAAUACCUUACAGGAGGGCUGCCGCGGCCGGGGAAUAGCCCUGACGAAUAAACUCUUUAGUGCGCU
Pseudomassariella vexata is the source of this 1941-nucleotide messenger RNA. RefSeq names its product CobW/HypB/UreG, nucleotide-binding domain-containing protein. Lineage: Eukaryota; Fungi; Ascomycota; Sordariomycetes; Amphisphaeriales; Pseudomassariaceae. The transcript is spliced from 6 exons. The record is from RefSeq and is a predicted model, not a curated record. Bases 88 to 1710 code for a protein of 540 amino acids.